Messenger RNA from Dioscorea cayenensis subsp. rotundata (Guinea yam), 1164 nucleotides. RefSeq names its product 26S proteasome non-ATPase regulatory subunit 14 homolog. The record is from RefSeq and is a predicted model, not a curated record. The transcript has 6 exons. Gene Ontology annotation, cellular component: proteasome regulatory particle, lid subcomplex. The coding region runs from base 53 to 979 and encodes 308 amino acids. NCBI's taxonomy places the organism in Eukaryota, Viridiplantae, Streptophyta, Magnoliopsida, Dioscoreales, Dioscoreaceae. Gene Ontology annotation, molecular function: proteasome binding; metallopeptidase activity; protein binding. Gene Ontology annotation, biological process: protein deubiquitination; proteasome-mediated ubiquitin-dependent protein catabolic process.
GCCUUCUUUCGCAAGGCUUCGAAGUGAGAAAGGAGAACAAGAUUGACGAGAAAUGGAGAGGCUUCACCGGAUCUUCUCAGGCGCCGGCGGGAUGGGCCACCCACCGACCGACUCUCCGCUGCUCGACUCCUCCGAGCAGGUCUACAUCUCCUCCCUCGCCCUCCUCAAGAUGCUUAAGCACGGAAGAGCCGGUGUUCCGAUGGAGGUCAUGGGGCUGAUGCUUGGGGAGUUCGUUGAUGAGUACACCGUCCGUGUGGUGGAUGUGUUUGCCAUGCCUCAGAGCGGGACAGGCGUCAGCGUUGAGGCAGUCGAUCAUGUCUUCCAGACCAAUAUGCUCGACAUGCUCAAGCAGACGGGAAGAUCUGAAAUGGUGGUAGGCUGGUAUCACUCACAUCCAGGGUUUGGUUGUUGGCUUUCAGGCGUUGACAUAAAUACCCAGCAGAGUUUUGAAGCUUUGAACCCAAGAGCUGUUGCUGUUGUAGUUGAUCCAAUUCAAAGUGUCAAAGGUAAGGUGGUUAUUGAUGCUUUCCGCUUGAUCAACCCUCAAACAAUGAUGCUAGGUCAAGAACCGAGGCAAACAACUUCUAACGUUGGACAUCUGAACAAGCCAUCCAUUCAGGCACUUAUCCAUGGCCUAAACAGGCAUUACUACUCCAUAGCCAUUAAUUAUAGGAAGAAUGAGCUGGAAGAAAAAAUGUUACUGAAUCUACACAAGAAGAAGUGGACUGAUGGGUUGACACUAAAGCGGUUUGAUAACCAUUCCAAAACUAAUGAGCAAACAGUGCAGGAGAUGCUGAAUCUAGCCAUCAAAUAUAAUAAAGCUGUUCAGGAGGAAGAUGAGUUACCCCCUGAGAAGCUCGCAAUCGCCAAUGUUGGAAGACAAGACGCGAAGAAGCACCUGGAGGAACAUGUCUCAAACUUGAUGUCAUCUAACAUUGUGCAAACUUUAGGGACCAUGUUAGACACGGUUGUCUUCUAAUUGAAUCUUGCUCCUUUUAUGGUUUUUUUGUCAAACUUUAUAUCAUUAUCUGUUUACUUAGUUUGUUGUGUUAUUAAACAUUUCGUCCCCAAGAGAUCAACAAUCAGUGUGAUUCAUUUGUGAUGAUGUUUUCAAUUACUGAAUACAUUACCCUUUAUGGCUAAACAGGAAAUAUUUCAUUGCCU